This is a messenger RNA of Schizosaccharomyces octosporus yFS286, 2276 nucleotides long. Its product is annotated as alpha-amylase Aah4. The coding region runs from base 503 to 2167 and encodes 554 amino acids. Lineage: Eukaryota; Fungi; Ascomycota; Schizosaccharomycetes; Schizosaccharomycetales; Schizosaccharomycetaceae. The record is from RefSeq and is a predicted model, not a curated record. The transcript has a single exon. Gene Ontology annotation, molecular function: alpha-amylase activity; calcium ion binding. Gene Ontology annotation, biological process: carbohydrate metabolic process.
CAUGUCAAGACUUACGUACUUUUUCAUUUUUGGAAAAAUAGGUUAUAGAAAGUAUAGAAUGUUGUCUUUUUUGUUCUUAAGUGCUCGUCGCUUUCUUCUAUUUUUGUCAUUAUAAAAAAGAACGCUGACCACAGAAGAAAAGAUAUUUACACUUGAAGAGUUCAAAUCUUUUUUUGAGCUUGAUUUUUACUACUAUAAUUACUGUAUAAGUCGAGCUGGUUUGCUGACUCUUAUUCAAAGAGAGGUGCCAUUUUACUGAUACGAUAUACUUCGUAUUAUGGACAAUAAUUACAUGAAUAUUGCUUUUUUAAUGAUCCAGGUUGUCUUAUACUUAUAGCAUGAAUUCUACUAACUCUUUUUGAUUCCGUAUUCCAAAAAGCAAUUGUUUGUUUACACAAGUGGAAGCAAAAAUCCGCCGUCGUAUUUGUUUACAAGUGGAAGCAAGGCAUAUAAAAAAAAACAGAAGACUACAAUCUUCACCGGUCCACGUCACUCGACAAAGAUGAAGUUGUCAUUUAAGAAUUUAGGAUUGUCAAUCGGACUCGUGUCGGGUGUUGUGUCCCCGGUCCUUGCACUGGGUGCUGAAGACUGGAAAAAGCAAUCUAUAUACUCUGUUUUAACCGAUCGGUUUGCUACAAGUAACGUGGUCCCCCGUUGCAACAUUCGUUUGCAAGAGUACUGUGGAGGAGAUUGGAGUGGAAUUCAAGAUCAUCUUGACUAUAUCCAGGAAUUAGGCUUCACUGCUCUUUUAAUUUCUCCAGUCGUAGAGCAGGUUGCGAAUUCUGAGCAAUCUAAUCUAGGUAAAAGCUACUAUGGAUAUUCAUAUCAUCUCAAUCCCCAUUUUGGUACCGAAAAAGAGUUAAGAGAGCUUUCUAAUGCACUUCAUAUGCGUGGCAUGUACUUGAUGGUUGAUGUAGUAAUUAAUCAUAUGGAUCUUCAAAGGAUAGAUGAAAUUGCUGACGACGAAUAUGAUUCUUUGGAUGAAGAAGAUUAUGACGAUGAGACUUGUCUAGUACUCGAGGAUGAAGAAACAAAUGACGAGGACGACUGGGCUCCUUGCGAACAAUGCAACCCUCCAGACCACAGUAUAGACUUGAUUUCCCUAAAAGAAAAUUUAAAGGAAUAUAUACGUUCAUUUGUGAAAGCCUUCAAGGUCGACGGUAUUCGUAUUGCUUCAGCAAAAGACUAUCCCAAAGACUUUAUACCCACGUUUUGUGAGGCAGCUGGUGUAUUUUGUAUGGCAGAAUCAUUUUCGCAGGAUGCAAUUGAAAUUUGCGAUGGGCAAAACUCGAUUGAAGGAUUGAUGAAUUAUCCAGUUCAGAAUGCAGCCAGAAAGGCUUUUCUAUCUAGCAACCUCAAUGGAAUGGUUGAUUUAUCUGAGGCAAUGACAGAUAUUCGCGGUCUUUGUCGUGACCCUCUAUCUUUGGGAAAUUCUGUUGAGAGUCCUGACUUAUCAAGAAUGGCGUCCGUCUCUAGUGAUCCUGCUGCUCUUAAGAACGCAAUUGCCUUCCUUCUUAUGGGCGAUGGCAUUCCUAUCAUGUAUUAUGGUCAAGAGCUUGCGCUGAGAGGCGUUACUGAGCCUUAUAAUCGGCCAGUUUUUUGGGAAAAAGGCUUCCCUAAAAAAAAUCCAUAUUACUAUUUUACCUCCGUUGUCAACAAUUUUCGUAAUGCUAUGUUAAAUAGUGACAAUGGAGAAACAUUUUUGUCUGCUCAAUCCGAUAUUAGCCUUGUUGAUAGCAGAGUAAUGUUGCUUCAGCGCGGAGACGUUAUCACGGUACUUAACAAUUUGGGCUCAUUUUAUAUUCGCUUUCACUAUACUGUCUCUGCUCUCGAGCAUAAAUGGAUUGAUAUUAUUACUUGCAAGUCUGUUCCCGUGGAAGACGAUCGUCAAGUUUUUAUAAUCCACAACGGCGAUCCUAUGAUUCUGUACCCGGAAUAUAAAACUUACGAGCUUGGCAUCUGUCCUUCUCCCAGCAUUCCUACUGAAGACAGAUUUUUUAAGGAUAUCGAUACUUCGUUUGCUACUCCAGUUUCAGGUCCCUCUACGUCUUUUUCUUCAACUUCUUUAGAUGCAGAGAGUGCUCAAGCCUCAAAAGCACCAGGACCAAAGCCAAGUACAAACAGUAUAAUUGCUGCAUUGUUUGUUUCUUUGAUAAUGAUUUUGUGAGCGAAACCUUGUUUAGUUAUCCUGUGAUCUAUAGAUGUUUACUUUUUGCAUAGUGUUCUAAUAUGAAUUAAUGAUUAUCUCAUGUAACUAGAAAGCUGUUCAGGUAUUU